GUGCUGUCUGGCCUUUAUAGUUAUACUGCCAUCUGGUGGUGAACGCGCCACGGAUCUAGCGCACUCUGCCGACCCGGAAGUUAUUCCAGUGGGUUCCCAACGUGUGUGUGGCGAGGCAGCUGCGAGUUAACACGAGUAAGAUCAUGGGAAAGUCCAAACAGGUUGGAAAGCACAGUAAAGGCAAGAAGAAGAACAUUUCCAAGACAUGGAAGACUAAACGCAGGACAAAGGACCUUGACCAGAUCCAUGCAGACAUGAUCCCUGUGAAUGCUGUCAAGUUACUAAAGCAAGAUGUAGAUUAUGAUGUUACAGGAUGUGCUCAGCAUUAUUGUCUGCACUGCGCGAGAUAUUUUGUCAAUUUGAAAACCCUGAAGGAGCAUUUCAAGUCAAAACCUCAUAAAAAACGAUUGAAGAAGCUGAAGGAAGAGCCAUAUACACAGGCCGAGGCAGAGCGGGCAGCAGGAAUGGGCUCCUACAUCCCACCCAAAACUGUAGAGGUUCACACACAGCAGGUCGAGGAAGAUAUGGACUGAAAGAGGACUUUGGCCUCUCUCGCUGUAGACUCUUGAUUUUCUGGAAAAAUAUACUCUUGAGAAAAAAAAAAAAACACUCUUGAAAAUAUAAAAUUGAUAUUAUUUUUAUGAAUGUUCAUAGACAAUUCUCUGUAAAUUCUGACUUGUUUGAUUUUGGAGAAGUCCUGGAACAGGUGGCUACGGUUUCAUUCUUGUUGUGAAAUUAAAUUUGUAAAGUUUGCUUUCAACAAUAAAAGUCACUUUGAAUAUUCUGUAUAA
Carassius gibelio (silver crucian carp) is the source of this 791-nucleotide messenger RNA. RefSeq names its product zinc finger protein 593 (gene znf593). The record is from RefSeq and is a predicted model, not a curated record. Gene Ontology annotation, molecular function: nucleic acid binding; zinc ion binding. Lineage: Eukaryota; Metazoa; Chordata; Actinopteri; Cypriniformes; Cyprinidae. The transcript has 4 exons. The coding region runs from base 144 to 533 and encodes 129 amino acids.